GCUGUGCGACACUCGCACAGAGGAAGCACGCGUGUUGUCAGAACCGGGACCAGCUCUUGUUUUAGUGCCGGUCUCUGCGGGACAGACAGCGGGGACAUGGGGGACCGGAGCCGGCUGUGCUCCGUGUGGCUCGGCUCGGAGACCGGGAUCCUGAAGGGGGUCAGCGUGGCCCGGAAGCAGGCCUUCAACUUCUGCAACACGAGCCACCUGAGCCGGGACCAGGAGCUGCGGGUCCUGGUCUGGGGCGACCCGGCGGAGAGCGAGCUGCUGGCCGGGGCCGUGGACGGGACCGUGAAGACCUUCAGCACCGAGAAGGGCGAGUUCACCGAGAGCCGGACCUGCGGAGACCCGGAGGACGGCUGCUUCACCGGGCUGGCGGCCCGGGGCUCCGGGCUGCUGACCGCCUCGGAGCGGGGCCCGGUGCGGGUCUGGAGGGAGGACUCCACCGAACCGGUCCUGGAGCUGGACGCCGGGAAGAACGUGUGCAGGAUGCGGCUGAGCCCGGUGCACCCGAACCGGGUCGCGACCGGAGGGAAGGAGACCGGCCUGAGGAUCUGGGACCUGGAGCGGCCGGAGGAGCCCACCUUCACCGCCAAGAACCUGAGGGACGACUGGCUGGACCUGAGGAGACCCCACUGGGUCCGGGACCUGGCCUUCAUCCCGGGGGGGGACAAGGUGGUGACGUGCACAGGCUUCCAUCAGAUCCACGUCUUCGACCCCGCCUCCCCUCGGCGCCGGCCCGUCUUCGAGGCGGAGUUCGGCGAGUACCCGCUAACCGCCCUGUCCCUGCCCGCCGCCGGCGACACCGUGGUGGUGGGGAACACGCACGGCGAGGUGGCCAUGCUGGACCUGAGGAAGGGCCUGGUGCGUGGCGUCCUGAAGGGGCUGGCGGGCGGCGUGCGCUGGCUGCAGUGUCACCCGACCCAGCCGCUGGUGGCGUCCUGCGGCCUGGACCGCUUCCUGCGCAUCCACAGCCUGGAGGACCGCACGCUGCUGCACAAGGUCUACCUCAAGUCCCGCCUCAACUGCCUCCUGCUGUCCAGCCGCGCCCUGGAGGACGCCGGGCGGGACACGGGGACGGGGGGGGAGGGGCCGGAGGUGAAGGAGGAGGAGGACGAGGUGUGGGACACGAUGGAGACGGUCUGGGAGAAGCCGAAGAGGAAAACUGGGGAGGAAGAGGAGGAGCCACAGAAGAAGAGUAAAACAGGGGAGGAAGAGGAGGAGCCACAGAAGAAGAGUAAAACAGGGGAGGAAGAGGAGGAGCCACAGAAGAAGAGUAAAACAGGGGAGGAAGAGGAGGAGCCACAGAAGAAGAAUAAAACAGGGGAGGAAGAGGAGGAGCCACAGAAGAAGAGGAAGAAGAAGAGGAAAGCCUGAGGUGUGAUCAGAGACGUUAUGACAUCAUCAGACUGAGACGCGUGGCUUCGUCUCCGUACGUUCAUUAAAACACAGAAGAAGAGCUUAUUAAUAACAAUGAAUGUUUUCUCCGUUUCUUUGCUAAAACUUGUAAAUUGAUAUUUUAUAUAAACUUCAAAAUACAACAGUUAAAUCCUGUUCUGGAGUCAAUGUUUAUUUUCAGUUUGUUAAUAAAGAUUUUGCCAGAGAC
Molecule: messenger RNA, 1606 nt
Organism: Limanda limanda (common dab)
Lineage: Eukaryota; Metazoa; Chordata; Actinopteri; Pleuronectiformes; Pleuronectidae
Gene: wdr74
Product: WD repeat domain 74
Exons: 2
Coding region: 97-1377 (426 amino acids)
Biological process (GO): ribosomal large subunit biogenesis
Cellular component (GO): nucleolus; preribosome, large subunit precursor
Molecular function (GO): protein binding
Source: RefSeq, a predicted model, not a curated record